AUGCGUAAUUUUCUUCCUACUCCUACUAAAGUUGCUCUUGCCCAAUCUCUUCCUCAUCCUAUCCUUAAUUACGCUGACACUUGCUAUCUAGACUUAAGGGAGGAUCAACUAAACAAACUUGAGCGUCUCCAAAACCUCUGUAUUCGGUUCAUAUAUGGUCUUCGCAAGUACGACCACGUCUCUGAGUUCCGUGCGAAACUCAAGUGGCUUCCUAUACGUCUGCGCAGGAAUACUCAUGUGCUAUCUCUCCUAUAUUCUAUAUUAUUUAAUCCCAUCCUUCCGUCUUAUUUGAAAGAACGCUUUGAGUUUCUCUGUGACUCACACAAUAGAUCACUUCGUUCUAGUGAAAAUCUUACUUUGAAAAUCGGCAAACACUCUACUGCCUUCUACAGCAAGUCGUUCUGCAUUGAGGCUGCACGGUUAUGGAAUACUCUCCCAUUUCACAUUAGACGUGCAACAUCACUGGAAUCUUUCAAAAAGAAGGUUAAGGAACACUACUUAAGACUUUGA
This is a messenger RNA of Melitaea cinxia (Glanville fritillary), 510 nucleotides long. RefSeq lists its product as uncharacterized. The transcript has a single exon. The record is from RefSeq and is a predicted model, not a curated record. The coding region runs from base 1 to 510 and encodes 169 amino acids. NCBI's taxonomy places the organism in Eukaryota, Metazoa, Arthropoda, Insecta, Lepidoptera, Nymphalidae.